UAGGGAGUUAAUAGGAUGUUAAAGGUAUUACUUUGGGUGAAGGGGUUCGUGAUGAUAGUAAGCGGUAUGUUUAUGCAGAUUUCAUUUUCUGUUUUUAUAAUUUUUAAUGCGAUGGAAGAUAUGUUGAAGUCUGUUAGGAUACCGACAGUGAUCGUGAUUUCAUUGAUGAUGAUGAAUUCUGUUGCGGUGACAACGGACAACCGUGUUAUUCUAAGUGGAGUGCUGGUUGGUUCGGCUCUUGCGGCGUCACAAUAUGGGGGCUACACGUUUAGUCCGCUAGAGUUUGCCGCACUGACGACUGCUCUUCUUGUUUUGAACUAUCCUAGAAAACAGACGCAGACUAUGAAAGAAUUAUGUGAUUCCCUUGGUCCUAAAGGAUACAUUUGGGAUGUAUCAAAUGAAAUUUGUUAUCAUCUAAACACCAUAGAGCUGAAUGCUGUGGACGCCAAGAGAAAAUGUAUGUCAGAGCAUCCAAGCAGUCGACUCCUAUUGAUAGACUCGGACAAAACCUACAAUUUUGCAGUUUCAAUUAUCGAUGCAUUCAACACUGGACCGAUAUAUCUACAAGGAACUAAGUCAGGCCCCAACUUUGUUGACGAUGAUGGACAGGUUAUUACUUACUUCAGAUGGGAUUCAGGAGAACCUGGCAGUGGGAAUUACCUUCGCACCGACACAACUACACGUUUACAAGAGACAUCAUCUGGGACAAGCUUCUACAAAUUUAUAUGUCGAUUGUAUUGAAAAGUCAAGAUUCUUUCAGACAUUAAACAUUUAAAAUAAAGAAUUACAUAUCAAAACUGUU
Molecule: messenger RNA, 802 nt
Organism: Magallana angulata
Lineage: Eukaryota; Metazoa; Mollusca; Bivalvia; Ostreida; Ostreidae
Exons: 6
Coding region: 16-741 (241 amino acids)
Source: RefSeq, a predicted model, not a curated record